Messenger RNA from Sebastes umbrosus (honeycomb rockfish), 865 nucleotides. It is a transcript of the gene tp53rk, whose product is annotated as TP53 regulating kinase. NCBI's taxonomy places the organism in Eukaryota, Metazoa, Chordata, Actinopteri, Perciformes, Sebastidae. Gene Ontology annotation, cellular component: cytosol; EKC/KEOPS complex; nucleus. Gene Ontology annotation, biological process: protein phosphorylation. The coding region runs from base 54 to 740 and encodes 228 amino acids. The transcript has 2 exons. Gene Ontology annotation, molecular function: ATP binding; protein serine/threonine kinase activity. The record is from RefSeq and is a predicted model, not a curated record.
CCGGAAGUGAAGCUGCAGUAGAACCGGAAGUGAAGCUGUAGCAGAAUAACAGCAUGGCUGUAGCAGACCUCCUCAGCAGAUCAGAGUUGGUGAAACAGGGAGCAGAAGCUCGGCUCUACCGGACAGUGUUUCUGGGAAAGCCCACUAUAGUUAAAGAAAGGUUCCGGAAACAUUACAGACACCCGGAGCUGGACCAGAAGCUGACUCACCGGAGGACCGUCCAGGAGGUCCGGUCCAUCCUGCGCUGCCGCCGGGCCGGCAUCUCUGCCCCUGUAGUGUAUUUUGUGGACUACACAUCCCACUGCAUUUUCUUGGAGGAAAUCGUUGGUUCCUCGACUUUGCGCGACCACAUCGCCUCCACUCGGGGGUCCGAUUCCCCUAAGGAGCUGGAGCGGCUGGCCAAGCGGGUCGGACACGUCCUGGCCAGAAUGCACGACGAGGACGUCGUCCACGGAGACCUGACCACCUCCAACAUGCUGCUGAGACGCGGCCCGGAGGACGGAGAGUCGGACCUGUUCCUCAUCGACUUCGGCCUGAGUUACAUCUCCGCCCUGCCAGAGGAUAAGGGGGUGGACCUGUACGUGCUGGAGAAGGCCUUCCUCAGUACCCACCCCAACACGGAGGCGCUGUUUGAGACGCUGCUGAAGAGCUACGCCGCCUCAUCCAAGAAGUCGUCAGCCGUCAUUAAAAAGCUGGAUGAGGUUCGGUUGAGAGGGAGGAAGAGGUCGAUGGUGGGAUGAAGAUCCAGUACAGGGACAAACCUCUCUGGAAGUUAUGUUUCUACAAAUAUAUUAUUAUGACUACAAAGAUGUUACUGUACAAAAAAGAAAUAAAGUGUUGUGUAAUAAAUGUUUUUCUCUUCUUA